GGAGCCCAUUCAUCCCAAAGAUGACUCAACCACAAGUAAUACACGUACCACGCUCUCGGCAGGCCAUCAAGCAACAGUCUGCUAGCCUUAUUGCAACACUCCUCGUCCUCGUUGGUGUCGCUGUCGCGUUAUUGCCUCUAGGGCCGUCCAACGCGCCCCUAGGGCAGCAAUUCGUGACGGGUGCGAUGAGGUUGGCAUUUAAGACCGCUGUUCCGGCACAAAGGGGCUCGCAUGUCUCGCGGCCCUCAACUUUAGCGUUUCCGGGGCCACGCCUAGCUGCAGCAGCGCCUGUGCAGUCGGCAGCUGCGCCAUCAUGCUCCAGCUCUGGAGACACCUGCAGCCUAGGCGGGGGGGCCAGCUCCUUCGCUGGGAGUCUGGCACCAUCCGGACAGGCGACGAAACGACGCGCGACCCCGCUCGCCGCAGCACCAGAGUCAGCGGUCAAGACUACUGGUGCCGUAGACAAGCACUGGUGGAACCGCGAGAAGGAUGUGUGGGUUGAAGUGCAUACGGAAGAGGACUUCCGGCGAGAGGUUAGCACGGGCAGCAAGCUCGUGGCGGUAGACUUCUUCGCAACAUGGUGCCACGGCUGCGAGAAGUCGUACCCGGAGAUUUGCCGCGUGGUGAAGGACGCCGAGCUGCAGAAGAAGUACAAGUUCGUCAAGGUGUGUGUGGACGAGCUCAAGUCCAUCGCCAAGUCCGAGGGCAUCACGGGCCUGCCGCGCAUGGCCGUGUACCAGCCCGGCGCAGGCCAGCUGGCGCUGCUGGACGUGCCCUUCUCCAAGGUCAAGUUCCUGAAGACCAACCUCAACGUGAUCGCGGGCAACCCCGGCAUGGCCUUUGGCGUGGACCCCAACGGGUUCGUGGUGCCCAAGGGCAAGCUGCCCUCUGCGGGCGAGGCGGCCUCUGCGGCGGAGAAGAAGAGGCGCGAGAUCGAGGCGCUCAACAGCGGCACCGGCGGCCUGUUCGAGCGGCUGCUCAAGGUGGCCGGCGGCGGUGGUGGCGGCGGCAACAAGGCGGCGGACGAUAAGGCGGCGGCAGCGGCGGUGGCGGCGGAGCCGCACAGCACCAGCACCAGCACUGGCAGCAGCACCAGCGCCAAUGGCGCGCACGCCAGCAGCAUGGCGAGUGCGGGGCGGGGGUCCGGCGCGGCGGCGGCCCAGGCGGCUGCUGGGCUGGUGCGGGCGGCUGGGUCGUGCCGGGCGCCUCCGGGUGUGGACGCGGCGGCGUACGAGGCCGCGCGGAGUGCGUUCCUGGCGGCGCACUCGGCCGAGUACGGCUACGGCGGCGUCAUUGACGACUUGUACCCGCAGGAGGUGGGCUGCCGCAUGCAGCCCAACGAGCACUACAUGGACUACACCGGCAGCUCGGUGUACUGCCAGACGCAGCUGGACAACGUGUUUGCGGAGCUCAAGCAGUGCAUGUUCGGCAACCCGCACUCGGCCAACCCCUCCUCCACCUUCACCAGCGAGCGGGUGGAGGAGGUGCGCGACAUGGUGCUGCGCUUCUUCAACGCCAGCCCCGCCGAGUACCAGGUGGUGUUCACCAAGUCCGCCACGGACGGCCUCAAGCUGGUGGGCGAGACCUUCCCCUGGUCGCAGGGCAGCAUGUUCAGGUACCUGCGCGAGAACCACAACUCGGUGCUGGGCGUGAGGGAGUACGCGCUGCAGGGCGGCGGAGCCUUCCAGGCUGUGAACGAGACGUUUGUGGACCGCUGGGCGCUGCGCGGCGACCCCUCCGGCGACCACGUGCCGCCCGCGCCGCGCCUGCCCGCGCCGCUCACCUACAGCCUGUUCGCCUUCCCCGCGGAGGACAACUUCGCGGGUGUCAAGUACCCUCUGGAGUGGGUGCGGGCGGUGCAGUCGCGCUCCACCGACAGCCACCGCUGGCUGGUGAUGGUGGACGCGGCGGCGUACGUGCCCACACAGCCGCUGGACCUCAGCCAGGUGAUGUUUGGCUUCCCCACGGGUGUGGGCGCGCUCAUCGUCAGGACCAGUGUGGCGCCGCUCAUGCGCAAGGUGUUCUGGGGCGGCGGCACCGUGGCGCUGGCCACCAGCGAGGACAACUUCCACGUGCUCAAGUGCAAGCCCAGCGACCGCCUGGAGGACGGCACCGUGGCCUUCCUGGACGUCAUCGCCGUCAAGCACGGCAUCGCCAUGAUGAACGGCCUGGGCGGCAUCACCCGGGUGCAGGCUCACGUGGCCAGCCUGACCGAGUGGCUGUACAGCCGCCUGUCCGGCAUGCGCCACUCCAACGGGUCGCGCAUGCUGGCCAUAUUCGGCAAGCACCACCUGCCCAACCACCGCGCGGUGCAGGGCGGCAUCCUCAACUUCGAGCUGCUGCGGCCCGACGGCUCCAUCUUGUCGUACAAGACGUUCGAGCGCGAGGCCGCCACGGCGGGAUUCCACGUGCGCACGGGCGCCGAGUGCAACCCGGGCGCCUGCUACAACUACCUGGGCGUGAAGGAGGCGGAGGUGGAGAGCCUGGCGGGCAAGAAGGAGGGCUGCGAGGACGACGUGGAGUUCAUCACCGUGCAGCGGCCCGUGACGGCCAGCCAGGAGGACUGCGUGAGCAGCUCUGACCUGCUGCGCUCCAUCGCCAACUCCAACCUCAGCCUGAACCACCCCGCCGCCGUGGCGCUCAAGUGGAUGGAAGUGCCGCUGGGCAGCGUGCGCGUGUCGCUGGGCUGGUGGUCCACCUUCGACGACGUGUACGCGCUGGGCGACUGGAUCGAGCGCACCUACCGCGACCGCACCGAGUAAGGGCGCCUCGGGAGAGGGCGGGCGCGUGUGGGCAGCUGUUGCCGCUCCAGCGUUCGCAGCUCGCCUGAAACGGCGCAAGGACGAGGAGGGCAGGAGAGCGGCAGUGCAAAGCCGAGGGAGCGGCGCAAAAGGAAGCGAGCUGCGGGCGCGCUCCGGUCGCAAUCAGGAACUGUGAUAGGCGGAGUGCACGAGACGAUGUGUGAACGAGACCGAUGCGAACAUGGGGGAAAGGGCAUAUAUACUGAACAGGGCUUGCGACAAUUGCCGACUGUCGUGUGGGCGCGUGUGCGGCGCUGGUGAAGCAACAGGAGUAUUGCAUGGCAGCGCAGAACAGUGUUUUGGACACACGGACUUGACUUGCAGGCAACGGUGCGGGGGGGGGGGGGGGAGGGUACCAAACAGACAGGGUGUACGCACGUAAAGCAGGACGCAGCGAAUUGCUGUGGGAGUGCAUUUGUGGGUGGGAUCCCGGUACUUCCAGUGGGGGGUACAGCAGCAUCCAGUGAUUUCCUGGUGAUUGUGGGCGCUGAGGCAAAUAAAUUAUUCGCGUACAUCCGAGGCGUGCUGGGCUGGUGGCCUGUGAUAAUCAGAGCGCCAAUGGGUGAGGAUGUGUGAUGGGACAGUGGCAAGGCAGGUUGGUAAGGUCCCUUAGGGCGCAGCUAAUUCCCAUACCCAACAAAUGGCAAACAGUUGGCAGAGGCAGGGCAAGAGUGCGCGGCUGGUGUAACGCCGGAGUUACUGUACCGACGAGUUGCUGGCUGGCUGGAAGUUUGCUGACGCGCAUUCCUCACGCUCCGGGCGCCCGGCCAGGCGAUAGCACCACACAGACACACCGCAACGCCACACUCGCGAGGCAGAGCCGCAUCGCACCUGCAGGAAGGUGACCAGCGUCCACGGAUGAGCACGAAAGGCAGCCGCAGAGAAAAUGCAAACGGAGUGCAGCAAAGCAAUGGCCGGGCGACAGUGUGACAAGCAGGGGCGUAAACAGGGCGAGGCAAUAGGCAGAAGAGGGCGCCCGAAUGUACGGAUGAGUGGCGGGCGAGUCGAAUGCAAUUGCGAGACGAACACAACCGGAGUGUGAGGAAGCGCCGCGGGUUGGAAUUGGGAAUGCCGUGGCUGAUGUUCGGGGCAGAGCUGUGUCGCGCGCCCUAAGGACCGAGUGCGGUUAGCGGAAGGUUUGCUGUCGUCGCGCGCUGGAGCUGGUGCUGGCGUGUCACGUAUUUAGUAGACAGAUAUAAAACUCGCAGAAUGGCGCAUGUAGAGCUGACCGUCGAGGCGGUGGGCGCAACUGGCGAGUGGCAAGUCGGACGGGCGCGGUCAGUAGCAGCUGUCAGUAGCAGCUGUCUUGGCUGUGGGUGGUACGCACGCGAAUGAGAGUCC
Messenger RNA from Chlamydomonas reinhardtii, 4142 nucleotides. RefSeq lists its product as uncharacterized. Bases 186 to 2762 code for a protein of 858 amino acids. NCBI's taxonomy places the organism in Eukaryota, Viridiplantae, Chlorophyta, Chlorophyceae, Chlamydomonadales, Chlamydomonadaceae. The record is from RefSeq and is a predicted model, not a curated record. The transcript has 15 exons.